UUUGAAAAACGAUUUUUUGAAAAACACAACAAAGAAGAUUGUCCUAAACGAACCGUUGCAUGUGAAUUUUGUAAGAGCUAAGAGAAAAAAAAUCUCUGAUAAUAGUGUAAUCUAAAGGAUGAUGUAUAUUUUCAGGUCACACAACGAUAUUGUUUGAGGAAGAAAUUUUACAUUUAAAUAUAUGUACAGAAUUUCGUAUACCAUGUCCAAAUCAUUGCAACCAACAGGAUAUACCACGAGGACAAAUGCAAAAUCAUCUUGACAAUGAAUGUGCAAAACAAGAAUUACCCUGUCCAUUUACAGAUUGUGGAUGUGAAUUCAGGGCUGAACGCAUGUCUAUUACCAAACACAUAAAAGAGUCACCGGGUAUUCAUUUAAAUAUGGCUGGUAAAACAAUAUCAUUACAAAAGAAAUUGUUACAACUUCAAGAUGAACGAAUGCAAGAACAAAAGAAGUGGAUCGAACUGUUAGCUAAAAAAGUGAAUGCGUUAGAGAAAUGUUAUGGCAGCCAACUGAUAUGGAAAAUCGAUGGUUAUCAAGAAAAAAUAAUGGAAGCCAAAAGUGGUAAAAAGCCUACGAUAUUUAGUCCACCAUUUUUGACAAGUAGACACGGAUAUAAACUGGCUUGUUCCGCUUGUCUCUUUGGAGAUGGAAAGGCUAAAGGCAAAUAUUUGUCACUCUUUAUUUGUAUUUGUCGCGGUGAAUAUGAUUCAUUGUUGAUGUGGCCAUUCUCUCAUCGAGUCACUUUUACAUUGUUGGAUCAAUGCGAAGAUCCGGAUAAUCGUCGAAACAUUAGUUAUGUUGUUAAACCGAAUACAUGCAAAGAAAAUAAACCAUUUCUCGGAAGACCGAUUGGUGAACGUAAUGCUAGUUUUGGUGCACAAAAAUUCAUGGAUUUGGAUACUAUGUCAACAUUAGAUUACAUUAGAGAUGAUACGAUAUACAUUAAAGUUGAAAUUGAUAGUGAAGAUAUGAUUGUCAUUUGA
Molecule: messenger RNA, 986 nt
Organism: Didymodactylos carnosus
Lineage: Eukaryota; Metazoa; Rotifera; Eurotatoria; Philodinida; Philodinidae
Source: the annotation of a GenBank genome assembly